Pantherophis guttatus is the source of this 1860-nucleotide messenger RNA. RefSeq names its product calcium homeostasis modulator 3 (gene CALHM3). Gene Ontology annotation, molecular function: monoatomic cation channel activity. Gene Ontology annotation, cellular component: plasma membrane. The record is from RefSeq and is a predicted model, not a curated record. Lineage: Eukaryota; Metazoa; Chordata; Lepidosauria; Squamata; Colubridae.
AUGGAUCGAUUCCAGAUGGUCUUUCAGUACUUCCAGUCUAAUUCAGAAUCAGUGACAAAUGGGAUCUGUUGCCUAUUAGCAUUGGCAAGUGUGAAGAUUUACACCAUCUUUGAUUUCAAUUGCCCUUGCCUUGUUAAAUACAACAUGGCAUAUGGCUUGGGAAUAAUGUUUAUCCCACCAGUAGCACUUUUUCUCUGUGGGCUCAUUGUCAACAAGCAAUUUGUUAUGAUGCUUGAGGAGUGGAGGAGACCAACUGGAGAUAGAAGGAAGAAUCCAUCCAUUAUCAGGUACAUGUGUUCUUCUGUUAUGCAACGGGCUAUGAUAGCACCCACCAUUUGGAUCCUAGUUAGCCUCCUUGAUGGGAAAUGUUUUGUCUGUGCCUUCAGCAAUUCCAUUGAUCCUGAGAAAUUUCCAGGUUUUGCUGCCAACAUCACCACCUAUGAUGCCUUACAACACUUCCUUGCCAAAAUCCCAUGUAAACAUGAUGAGUUGAUGAGGAAUAACACUUCCCGCAAGGCAGUGUCCAGGUAUCUCAAAUGCUGUUCACAAGCUUUUGGUUGGAGUCUUCUUUUAAUCCUCAUCGUGAUGGCCUUGCUUGCUCGUUCUCUCAAGCCCUGCUUCAAUCAUGCCGCCUUUUUGCAAACCCGCUACUGGAGCAAUUACAUUGACCUUGAAGAAAAAAUAUUUGAAGAGACCUGUUGCGAAAAAACACGUGACUUUGCACACAAGUGUAUCCUCCAUUUCUUUGAGAGCAUGCAGACAGAAAUCAAACUCAGGAGGUUUAAUGCCUACACAGAAGAAAAGGGAGCAAAAGCAAAGGAAAAUAUUCAUUUGAGUGGCAUCACUAGCCAGGAGCAAAUAAGCAAAUUUCUUUUGUCCUGGUACAAUAGGAAACCUCCACUGGAUUUAAGCCAAGCAUACAGGCAAAGAGAUUAUACCUUUGCAUUGGACAGGCAGCACAUUUAACAGGUGCCAUCCUCAGCCAAACAAACAGAUGUUUAAAAGAAAGUUGAAACGGGUUUAUCACACUUAGAAAAUUCCUAUGUCACAUGGCUCCCCACAGCAACAGGGUUCUACUGCCUUGAUCUGCAAGACUAAGCAGCUGAGCUUUCCCAAAAAGCAACUGGAAUUAUUUAAAGAAUUGAAUUUAUUUUAUCAAGUUUACCACUUUUGUUUCUACAUUGUCCAUAGAUCAUCAGACAGAACAUAACAUGGUUCAGAGUAUAUUGUUUCCCAGAACAAGACUGGCUUACACAUAACUCAGAGGCACAAUUUUUAAAAUCAUGGUAUACUGCAGUCCCAACUACCUGGGUUUAUCCACUGUCCUAAGCAAUAAUCCAAUAAUGGACAAAAGCAAACAGCUUAGUGCAAUGCAGAAACCCAACCGUGGUGAAUUAUAAUCUGGUUCAUCAACCAGAAUUCAAAGACUCUUGAAGCAAGCAAGUGUGGUAGAGUUGUACUGAUGUGAUAGAAUUGCUUGUAAAGGCACCAGACAGAAUCUGUUUGUUUGUUUGUUUGUUUCAAUUGAUAGUCUUAUCCAACAGAGAAAUAAAUACAGAAAGCAAAUUUUGUUAUUAGAAAAACAGUUGUAAUUGUUAGUAAAUAAUGAAAGCAUGCAGUAAAAAAGAAACAAAUCUUUUGAGAUAAGAUGUGGUGGUGCAGUGAUUAGUAUGCAAUAUUGCAGGCUAAUUCUGCUGACUGUCAGGGGUUCGAUCCUCACCAGGCUCAAGGUUGAUUCAGCCUUCCAUCCUUCUGAGGUUGGUAAAAUGAGGAGCCAGAUUGUUGGGGGCAAUAGGCUGACUGAAGAGAGUGCUGUAAAGCACCGUGAAGCAAUAAAUAAGUCUAAGCGCUAUUGCUAUA